AGAAACAUGUGCUAAUUGUAUUCAUCUUAACAUCGCAAAAAAAUUCUAAAUUAUCGUAAAAUGUCAUUUUAUUCAAAUAAUUACAGAAUAUUCUCAAUGUUUAUACUUAUCCUUUACUUCGCGACUUUGAAUUAUGCGAAACGUGAGGCUGACGUAGGGGAAAGAAAAGCGAACGAGAAGGAAUAUCCCUAUGCUAUAUACAUCAUCGAUUUAAAAAGCAACAUCGAUGGGACCGGCACUCUUUUGGCCCCCGAUAAGAUCGCGACCGCGGCUCACGUCGUCGGCAGAAGGUUCAAAGUAGAAAACGCUGAGUUGAUCGGAGGGGCCGUAUACGCGGAUAAGCCCGGUAAACUUGGCUAUCAGAAAAGAAACGUCCUGAAGUUCGUAGUGCACCCGGAAUACGAAAAAGUUAAAGAGCCCCUACAUGACGUCUGUUACAUUUUAGCCAAAGCGCCCUUCGACAUAAACGAAUUCGUGAAACCGGCUCCUUUGGCGGCCUACGAUCCCGACUCUUUCUCAAAAUCCUGGGAUAAAAUAGUCGCCAGCGGUAUAAAAUGUUACGGCGUGGCUUUCGUCAAGAAACAAGGCAAAGAACUCAAGAUGGUCAGGAUGUACAGCCUGAGUCAGGAAAACUGUGAAAAGUACGCCGGGAAGGAGCAGUAUGACGUCGGUAUUAGGUGUUUGAUUGCUUACAUGCCGGAAAACGUUCUCUGUUCCGGGGAUUCCGGCGGCCCGCUCGUCUGCGACGGAAAAGUCUACGGAAUAUUCGCCGCAUCUUCUGGUGGCUAUCCGGCAACUCCGGGCCCAGAUUCAGUUGUUUGCGAUGGUGUGGGUGUAUGGUUUAUGUAUAACACUUAUGGGAAAUAUCUUAAAUUUUUUGACGCAAAACCAUGGUCGAGCGGAAAUUUGCCGACUCCCACUUUAUUGGCCAUCGCCUUCUCGGCCUUAGCACCACUCCAUGGGAACUUCUUCGAACGCGGUUUUGUGGAUCAUUAAAAUUAACACUUUCAUAACA
This is a messenger RNA of Cimex lectularius (bed bug), 1015 nucleotides long. RefSeq names its product kallikrein 1-related peptidase b1-like. The coding region runs from base 61 to 996 and encodes 311 amino acids. Gene Ontology annotation, molecular function: serine-type endopeptidase activity. The record is from RefSeq and is a predicted model, not a curated record. The transcript has a single exon. NCBI's taxonomy places the organism in Eukaryota, Metazoa, Arthropoda, Insecta, Hemiptera, Cimicidae. Gene Ontology annotation, biological process: proteolysis.